GUUUCAGAAUACGUUACUCUUGUCUCACUAACUUAUUAGUGACUCGUGAAAGCUGGUGCGCUCUCAAGGACCAAAAGAUACCUGUAGCUGUAGCCUAUAUUGAUUUCAGCAAUGCUUUUGACAAGGUUCCGCACAACCGGCUGUUAUAUAAGUUAGGAAAUGUCGGGAUUGCUCUCAUUAUUGAAUGUAACUGCAUUCUAUGUGGUUAAUGUUAAACACUUAUGUUUUCUCUUAAAUCAAUAAGAUUGGCUUAUGCUUUCACUAGCUGUCGUCAUUCAUAUCAUAGUAUGCUUCCAACUAGUUCGAAGAAACGACGUACGUGGGUCACUUAUUCCUUGUUGGUCCUUCCAGCUACUGCAUUCGCUUUAGGAUAUUGGCAGAUACAUAGAAGAAGGUGGAAAAUUGAUUUGAUUGGAAAACUAAACGCAAGGAUUCCUGCUAAGCCUAUUCAAUUGCCUAAGAAUGUUGACUCUAGCAUUCAGCUUCCUGAGUUCACUCAUAUCUCGGUUCGAGGUUGUUUCGAUCAUUCACGAGAAGUAGUAAUUGGACCACGCUCAUUGAUUGAAGAUUUUAUACCUUCUAAAGGCUAUGGAAGCGAAUGGGUAGUGAGAUCACCAAACAAGUAUACGCAGGCGAAUAUGGCUCGUCCAUCUGCUUCUGGUUAUUUUAUCGUAACACCAUUUUUCUUAGAAGAUAGACCUGGAACCUCCAUAUUAGUAAACCGUGGAUGGGUCCCAUAUGGUGCACGUGAUCCUACCAUUCGACCUAAUGGUCAGGUAAAGGGUGUCGUAGAACUGUCAGGUUAUAUACGGUAUCAAGAAAAGGCACCAAUUCGUAUAUUCGGUUCAAAGAUUCAACCUCUUACUUGUCUGGAUUAUGAAAAUCAAAAUCCACAUAUUCGUUAUUCUUGUCGACAAAUCGAUCAAAUGUCUAAUGAUUUGAAAACGUUACCGAUUUUCCUUGAUGCUGAUUAUGAGUCUAGUACUGUUGGUGGGCCAAUCGGUGGACAAACUCGAGUUGUUUUACGAAAUGAACAUGCAUCGUAUAUUUUCACUUGGUUCUCAUUGGGCACCAUCGGUCUGGGAAUGUGGAUAUACUUUUUCAUUUUUUAACUGGACAAAUAAAAGAAAAAAAGAAUUAUUUUGUACAUACAAAUAUAGUUUAGAUAUCCAGACAAGACAAUCCUCUCGUCUGCUUAUCCCUUGUAUUUAUGGUUAUUUAAUUCGUUGUCUACAGCAAUAUCUCGGACAGUAUAUGUGUAAAUGCGC
Molecule: messenger RNA, 1268 nt
Organism: Schistosoma curassoni
Lineage: Eukaryota; Metazoa; Platyhelminthes; Trematoda; Strigeidida; Schistosomatidae
Source: the annotation of a GenBank genome assembly